AUGGUUACGCCUCGGGAUAGAGGUACGACAGCCGACUACGACGGUGACGACGACGGCGACGACGACGACGACGACGACGACGGCGACAACGACGGUGACAGCGAUCACCCUACAUUUGUUUCACGUAGCGAUAGUUGUCGAAAAGAAAGCGAAUUGAUUAUUGAAAGGUGGCGUGGAACAAGGAAGAAUCACAGGUGGUAUAAGAGAAUAACAAGAAUGGGCAAUAAAUUGUCUUGCAGUUGUGCUCCUCUUAUCAGAAAGGCUUAUCGCUACGAGGAUUCACCAUGGCAGGCUGGCGUAAGGGGCGGAAUGGGCGGCAGCGGAGGUCGGCGGGGUGACACUGGCCACUUGCUCAGGUGCGGAAGCUUAAGAGAAAGGAAGAGACUGUGGGCCGAAGUGUUCCACGUAAGUGCCAGCGGGGCAGGAACCGUAAAAUGGCAGCAGGUCUCCGAAGAUUUAGUUCCUGUAAAUAUCACAUGCAUUCAAGAUUCGCCAGAAUGUAUUUUCCAUAUUACCGCAUACAACAGCCAGGUGGACAAAAUUUUGGAUGUACGAUUGGUUCAACCAGGCACACGUAUUGGACAAGCAUCGGAGUGUUUCGUUUACUGGAAAGAUACAAUGACGAACGAUACGUGGGGUCUGAAUUUCACUUCUCCGAUAGAUGCUAAACAAUUCAGAGAAUGUUGCUCACCGUCGUUCAAGAUUUCAAGGAAAGCGUCCUCUUCUUACUCGUUGAAGCUUGAACCACCUAACAAACAAAAGAUCAAAACGCGGAGAAAGCCUUUGUCGACACCGGCAUCACCGAGCAGAUCCAGGGAACCUCAAUGUACUUGUAUGACCCCGGAACAACUUGCCAGGUUUCGAAGCCAAGAAGCUAGAUAUCGAGGCUUUUGCGGUACUUCUACGCUCCCGCGAACUAUGGCACGAUCAACGGAGGUUGAAAUGACACCAGCUCGUGAUAAAAUAACUGCAGCAACAUCCAGUGCGUCCCUAUAUGAUAAUGUUAACAAUACAAACGUGACACCAGGUAAAACAUCGAAAGCAGGUGAAUCAAAACAAAAGGAGAAGCAAAAUGAAACCUGCCAAACUACGCCGAAAACGGCGAACGUUGGCAUUGAAACAGUCACCGUUGGAUCACAGAUUGAUAGCCCGGAAGAGAAAGGUGCCGGGAUCUCCCCGAAGAAAAGCCAAAAGCAAAAUCAAGAUUCAUCUAUUCAACAGAAUAAUACUGAAAUGUUGAAGUCAGAGGGUACACAAGCUGGCGGUACUUUACAAAAUAAGUCCUUACGAAAAGAGCAAUUGCAUCAUACAAAGUCUGCUGAUUAUACAGACUUGGAGAUGCAAAAUGGUAAUAUCUUUAACAUAGUGAAUAACAAUCAUAGCGGGAAGAAAUCAAAAAGCAAGAGCACCGACGACAUGAGGAUUGAAAACGCGCAGAAUGGUGGCAUUAGUUUGGAUUCAAACACUUUAAAGAGAAUGUUGAAACCAAUAUCGAGUAUCGAUAGUCCUGUUACGUCUCCAGAGAUGACCAGAAAAAGACAUAGCCACCAUAAUUAUCAUUACCAUCCGAGUAACAACAAUCAGAAGUACAUCAUGCAAGAAACUGAGAAUGAAAAUUGUGCGCAUCUAUAUCGAGCACCAUAUAACAACAAAUUCCAGGCAACCAGAAGCGUGCACGAUAUGGGACGGCAGUACACUGCUGAAUAUAAUCAUCACGUCGUGUCGAAUUCCUGCAUGAAGCACCUGUUUGUCGUAGGCGGCAGAGCCAGGACCUAUUUAGAUUCGGAACGUAAUCGAUGUACAGGUGAUAUGUCGCCGCCAUCGGAUAAUGUCAUCUUCGAUAAUCAGUGUUACGCGACCACGCCAAGUUCGUCAAAUGGGAAUUCAGAUAUGGAACAACCCACUCACUGUAGUUCACGUCGCUGCAAUGGUGGUCAACCGUAUCAACAACAAAACAUGCAAUCUGUCUCAACACCUGGUAGCCCAACUAGUAGACUUCUUCUCGAAUAUGAGAUGCACCUGAGGAACACGUUGGCCAAGGGUAUGGACGCCGAGAGCUACAGUUUACGCACCUUUGAGGCAUUGCUAACGCAAAGCAUGGAAGAUUUAGGUUCUGGUUCCAAUAAAUCGUCAACAUUGCCACUGUCGUAUCGUUAUUCCAAUGAGAGACAAAACAGUAAAGACAGGGAUGGUUAUUAUAGCGAUCGUAAUGAAAUAAUUAGAGAGAAAAGAGAUAGAGAGAUUGAUCGUGAUCGUGGAUAUCUCAGUGAUUACAAUUCUAGAUGUACCAGUUGCGUUGGAGAGUCCGCACGCGCUCAAUGGUUUCGACAUUCUGACGGAUGGCAGUCUGGUAGUUCGACACUUGGCUCUGGUGCUUCUAGUUCUAUGAAUCCAAGUUACACUGGACACAAACGGGAUUCUCCCUGGGAUUCUUUACCAUCAUUAAGACACGAGGGCAGUCUUAAUGACAGUGGAUACAAAUCAAAUCGAACUGAUUCCUUAGAACAAAGAGGCACGUUUGAUAGACAAGACAGUGUAAGAUCGGAUUACAUGUCUGACCGGGAUGGCAGAUAUGGAAUUGUUCAACAAGCUUCUCUGGAGAGUACAGACUCAAGAAUUUGCUACUUGACGUCCUCGGAGAUGUCAGACGAUGAUAAAAUGUCGCUAACUACUGCUGUUAGCGACGAUGACGAUGGUGAAAGUGUCAUAAAUUCACCUUAUCGAGGAAAACAGACUGGUACCGCUGCCGCUUCGUUCAAUUGUACGGGAGCUGUUCGAAAGGCUGGAUUUUUAAGCGUGAAAAAAUGGCUACUACGAAAGAAGCAUCAGAUCGAGCUCGCGAGAAAGAGAGGUUGGAAAGGUUACUGGGUUUGCUUAAAAGGGACAACCCUUCUCUUUUAUCCUUGCGAUUCACAAGAAAGUAGAGCCAUGGAGGCAGCGCCGAAACAUUUGAUUAUAGUCGAUGGCGCGAUAAUGCAACCAAUUCCAGAACAUCCGAAAAGAGAUUACAUAUUUUGUUUAAGCACCGCAUUCGGCGAUGCUUACUUAUUUCAGGCUCCGUGUCAAGUGGAACUCGAAAACUGGGUGAACAGCAUACAUUCCGCUUGUGCCGCUGCGUUUGCACGCCAUCGUGGUAAAACUGGAACCCUUCAUUUAUUGCAGGAAGAAAUAUUUCGUUUGGAGAAGGCGAUAGAAUCGGACCAUAAACUAAAACACAUGGCGGACCUUCAGCAGUCGGUCGUGUCUGACGUAGAAACGAGACAGCAGAUUAACAAUCAGAUCAUUCAGUGGGAGGAAAAUUUAGAGCGACUUCAUUGCGAACAAUUCCGACUGAGAUGCUAUAUGGCUAGUUUACAAAGCGGUGAAUUACCAAACCCAAAGAGUUUAUUGACGCACGUAUCUCGUGCCACGAAGCAGACAUUAAACAAAUUGGGAGUCUUUACCGUGUCGUCAUUUCAUGCUUUUAUAUGUGCACGAAGUCCUUCGUUGCUCAAUAAUUUACUAGCAGGCCGGGGAGCUACCAAAAGAAGACCACCUUUACUCUCGAGAUCUAAUAGCGGAUCAAGUAGAAGAUCCCUUCAAAUAUCGUCCAGAGAUGAUGAGAAAACCGUGAAGGUGUACGUACCGGAAAAUCAGCUGGUAUCGGUAUUUGUGCGUGACGCUAUGACAGUAGAAGAAUUCCUUGCAAGUGCUUGUAAUAGGAAAAAUCUUAAUCCGAUGGAACAUUUCGUUCGUGUAAAAAAACGACGCGACAUGGAAGAUCAUAAUUAUUUCGUCCCACAUAGAACGGAUAUGAUAGAAACUUAUUUGCACACCCAUGAGAUUGUUGAAGUUUGCGCAAAGAUUUUAUAUCAAGUAGAACUACAGAGAAAUACCCUUGAACAAAUGUGGGGCUUUUCGGUGGAAGCAGAGUUAAUUGAGAAUUCUGACCGGCAGGAUGAAUUAUGUUGUUAUGUUAGCAGGGUUGAAGACAAGAGCGUAGCAAUGCAAAAUGGAAUCAUCAAAGGAGACGAGAUUAUGGUAAUUAACGGUGCAAUAGUGAGCGAUUUGGACAUGAUGUACUUGGAAAGUGUAUUGCAAGAAGAAGUUGGUCUAUGUAUGAUGAUGAGAUCUUCGCGAACUGAACCCCCAGACCUCACGGGCAUAAUGAGAGUCACCGAUGACAUAAUCGAAAGUUUGGUCUGCCCGCCUCCACCUUCUGAGCCACCAGUUAUCAGCGAAGAAAUGAUAUCCGGUUUAAUUGUCCCAGCCCCUGGAUGGAGCAAAGAAAGUAUCGCGCAGGAGUGUACGUCAGCAUCUCACAUGGAAAAUGGCAAACAAACAUCUCGCACAAAUUCAUUCGAAAUAGAAAAUUUAUUAAAAACCGCUGAACAAGUAACGGGGAUCUGUCGAUCACCUGGUGAAACAAGAAAAUCUAGCCCCACUGGAAGCGUUGUUAGCUCUCAUUCUCAAGCUAUGACACCGAGUCGGCAAUUAACCGAUGCUGAGAAAUUAAAGAAAGUUAUUCUAGAAUUAAUCGAAACUGAGCGUACUUAUGUAAAGAAUUUAAAUAAUUUACUGGAGAACUAUUUAGAACCCCUUAAACGUGAAACUUUCCUAUCGAAUGCAGAGAUAAAUGCAUUGUUUGGGAACAUACAAGAGAUUGUUACAUUUCAACGACAAUUUCUACAAAAUCUUGAUCAUGCGAUCGAGAUGGAAACUGAUUUCAAUAAUUUUGACCAUCCUAGUCAAUUUAAGAUGAAGGAAACCAAGCUUUACAAGAGUUCCUGCAAGCGCGUAAUCCAAGACAGCAACACUCGUCGACUUUGGAAUCAUAUUUAAUAAAACCUAUUCAACGAAUAUUGAAAUAUCCAUUCCGAUCGACUUAAGCCCGGGAGAUCUUUUAUAUUAUGGGGGAGUCGAAUGGCUCAAUAUUUCCGACUUCCUUGGUAAAAUCAAGAAAGGCUUGGAACUACAUGCAAUGUGUUUUGUUUUCAAAUCAGCUGUUGUAUUCUUAUGUAAGGAAAGAUUGAGACAAAAGAAGAAGCUUAUGGGCGUGUCCACCAAAGUAAAUUCCAGCGAGGUAGAAAUAAUUCGCUAUCAAGUAUUGAUUCCUGUAACGGAAGUACAAGUUAGAGCUAGUUCCGCCAAAGAUAUGGAAUCUCAUUUCCUGUGGGAAUUGAUUCACUUAAGAAGUCAAUUACAGAGAAGAUCGGAAAAAGUAUACGUCCUUUCUAACAGCACAACAGAAUUCAGAAAUGCAUUUUUGAGGACAAUACGUCAAAUUAUUCGGGAAUCGGUCCGAAAUAUGAAUAUACCAUCAACGAAACAGAACUUGAGUCAAUCGUCGAUCACUAUUUCACCACGUAUGUCGACCGGGCAUGUUGAAAAAUUUGAGAAGCAGUCAGCAAACCAAGUACAAAAUGGCAGUAAUAGUAGCACCACAACUACCGGUACGCUAUCAAAAAAAACGGCUAAACCACAAUUGUUGCCAACUUCCCAUAACAUAAAGCGAAAAUAUAGUCAAUCGAAGCAAACAGCGGAGCACGAAAGCUCCGAAGAUAAAGACACCGAGGAGUCGGCAGGUGCAAUUAAUCAGCAACAGACAUUUCGCUCCCGAAGCAAAACUAUAAGCGAUACAUCCGGAGAGAUAAAAGUCGAAAUGGAUUCAGGAACAAAAUCCGAAGGAGAAGAAGAUUCCCAAGCUUUUUUAGGUGAGAAGAAGGCAAAUUUGGGCCGUACACCGAAUCAUUUGACUUUGAGCACCACUUCAACCAUUUCAGCAGGAAGCACAGGUAGUCAGGCGAGACUGAUCCAGUCUUCUCAUCAACCGGAAAAUUAUCAGCCAAUCGCAGUCAAGGAACUUGGUUCGCCAAUUUGGAAACCACGAGAAUUACCUUCGCUAGGAGAAUCCACGACGUUACCACGUAAGGGUAAGUCGGCCAGCGAGUUUGGGGAUAUAAACUCAUCUCAUAGCGCCUCCCGAAAGUCUCUAAUAGAAAUCAAUAAUUGUGCUCAACAAUCUAACUGUAAUAACCAUAUUUAAAUUAAAUAGAUGUUAAUUGAUUGAUGAACUAUCGAGUUAAGUUUAAAAGACCGUGCAACAAAAAUAAACCAAACAACUAUUCAAUUACCGCGUAAACUGUAAAAAUUAGUAUUCGCUUGCCGCCCACGUGGAAUGCUUUAACGCUGGUACGUUCCCCUCCUUGCACAUCUCCUCGUUUCGUCUUCCAAACGUACUUAUACGUUAUUAAACGUCGUUGGUGCUACUCCUCUGUACAACGAACGAAUAUUCAAUUGUUUAACAGGAGAGAAUCUUAUCCGAAGCUUUGCUCUUAGCGAGAAAUAAACAUGCGUAACAGACAGAGAACAAUCUCAAUAUAUACACACGUACAUCUUACAUGCAUUUGAUGAUAAUUCCAAAGGAGAUCAUACUCGGAUUCUUCCUUUUCCGUUCUUUCGUCAGCUAUUUUUCGAUCUUUUAUUUAUUAUAAUGUUAGAUAGACGUGCGACAUUGCCAUUUACCGCUACCAUUUUAUUAUUGUAAUCGAACGCAAAUUGUACUAAAAAAAAAAUAUAUAUAUAUA
This is a messenger RNA of Heterotrigona itama, 6566 nucleotides long. The record is from the annotation of a GenBank genome assembly. NCBI's taxonomy places the organism in Eukaryota, Metazoa, Arthropoda, Insecta, Hymenoptera, Apidae.